Messenger RNA from Limulus polyphemus (Atlantic horseshoe crab), 3674 nucleotides. Its product is annotated as eukaryotic translation initiation factor 4E-binding protein Mextli-like. The transcript is spliced from 17 exons. The coding region runs from base 80 to 2266 and encodes 728 amino acids. Lineage: Eukaryota; Metazoa; Arthropoda; Merostomata; Xiphosura; Limulidae. Gene Ontology annotation, molecular function: translation initiation factor activity; RNA binding; eukaryotic initiation factor 4E binding. The record is from RefSeq and is a predicted model, not a curated record. Gene Ontology annotation, biological process: positive regulation of translation; regulation of formation of translation initiation ternary complex. Gene Ontology annotation, cellular component: cytoplasm; RNA cap binding complex.
CGCUGUCUGCAAGACUGCGUCAGUCUGUUUAAAAACCUGUUGGCAACAGGUUGACCCCGCUCACACUGUGUCAAGACUCAUGGGAUGUCGACAAGACCAUGCCGGUCUCUUUGAUGACCUGAGUGAGAAUUUCUAUGUCCAAUAUAAAAGAAGCCGACGUGGUAAUGACGUUUUUCGAUAUUUAGCAACAGGACAAAAUAUGUCAACUAAGGGUGUGAGAAAUGUAAGAAAAUUGAAGAGGCCAAGGCCACUGAAGCUAGUAUCAGAAGGCAGUAGUCAUCAGAGCACAGUUUCAGCAUCAUCUGGGGACCAGAAUGAGAUCACAAUUGAUGAUGUGAUUCAUGACCUUGAAGCUUUGCAUAUAUCAAUCAACAACAGCAACCUUGAUGACUCCACGUUAUCAAAGAUCAUAAAAGUUUGUAGUCAACUGAAGAGUAAAGGAUUUCAGCUAGAAACAAGCUACAAAGAACAACUAGACCGCUACUUUGUAACAUUAAGGAAUGUAUCAAGGGAUGAACGUUUAAAUGAACUUUGUCGCAUGCACUUACUUGAAGUUAUCGAGUUGAGGGCUAUGAUGUGGAAGAUGAAUGACAAUUUCAACAAUUACUAUAAACAAAAGAUUAUCCAAGUUGAGACUGCGGGCUCAGCAGUAUCAGCCCUGACCACUAAUCAAUCAGUCACUACUGCCUCUCCUAGUUUCGUGUUUGAACAGAAUUCAGUAUAUGUUCCCUCUACCAAUCAAUCCCAGCCUUCUCUAGCACCAGGAGAAGUUUUCAAGUCGUCAGGAAAAUUUGCUAAACCCACCAAAAUUCCUGGGAAGAAUUAUUUCAAGGAUGAAAUCGUUAUUCGUAACUCUGAUUCAGGAAAAGUAAUGGGAAUCAAAGGCCGAAGGGUUCACACGAUUGAGGAGCUGAGCAACACUAUUAUCUCUUUUCAGAGAGUUAGCCCCGGUACUCUGGAUCGUGUUGUCCAGAUCACUGGUUCCAAUGAAGAAUCAAUACAGAAUGCUAAGCUCUUAAUUGAAGACACAAUUCGACGUAAUGCCUCACCAGCAAGGGAGAGUACAGGACAUGAGUGUAGUGAAUCCUCAUCAAGCUUGGCCAGUAAUCUCUCUGAGGACAGCAGUGCUCUUCAGACCCCUUUCAGUAUUGGAGGUAGAAAAUCUCUUAUCCACAGCUACAGCACAGAAGAUGCCACAUUUUGUGAAUAUAGCCAUACUGUGUAUGUUGGGAGGAAUGCUGUUAAACUUUCCAGUGACAAAAAGGAUUUAGUAACAACAGCAAAGCUAGUACUCGAAGAAUUUUUUGCUGGACAAACUGAAAAAAUUGAAAAACAAAAGUCUCCGACAGCAGUGCAUUUUUAUGCAUCUGGUGGCAAUAACCAAGUAGGUAAUAGACGUCCACAGAGCAUGUUUUCUGCAGAUUUUAGUCCAUUUCAGCAAGAUGUGGGUCAGUGGGACUUCAGUGGUGGAGAGGGUGUUGUUCCUUGUUUCCCACUUCCCUGUUAUAGUGAUCCAACAGCUAAGGUUUCAACAUGGCUCUGCAAUGAUGCUAAAACAGGUCAAGUAGAAAAAGAGGCUAGUCCUCACAAUAGCAGCUCCAGCAAUGAAGGAACAUACAAAGCUGGAGAAAAUGCAAGUCCAAUUGAUGAUGAAAAGUCUACCAAUAAAGAGGUUGCCAACAUUCCUUUGGACUCGCAACUUCAAAAUGCACAGCCUGUAAGUGAAUCACAGCUAUUCAAUGUAGGAACAGUUUCAAACAACACAGCUAACCAACUGAUGAAAGUACCUAGUCACCCUGAAGUUUGUACUGAAGUCAGCUGUCUUGUUCCUGAAGCUGGUUCAGUAAAAGUUGUUCGUCAACCACUAUUUCCUGAUAGUAGAAAGGAUGCAUUUGAACAGGCUGAAUCCACUGCAACCAUCAAUGCUCUAAGUGCAAAAGCAAGGAGAACAAAAUUUGCAAGAAUGUCCAGUACUAAUGCUGUUGAAGAAUUCAAUGAGGAGCCUACAUCUACAGUAAGCAGUGUGUCAGGAAUCUGUUAUAGUCGGGACUUUCUCUUGGACUGUGCUUUGUCUCCUCACAGUUCUGCUAUACCUCUGGACCUAGCAUGGAUUGCAAAAGAAGCACCUAGUAUCAUUCGGCAGACAACGACCAUGUUCAAUCCAGUAGUCUACAGAACUCAGACAGCUACUAUGAGGAAAAAGCACAUCCAUAAAGGAGAUUCCACAAGGUUAAGUUCUUCAGAGGACAUGUUGGACAAUAAGUGAUACAUAGAAAUCUGUUAUUAUGUGUUCUUUAUGUUUGUAGUCAGAAGGUUUUUGAUUUUUUUUUAUACUUUUAACAUUCAUUUCCAAAGUUUAUAUACUACAGAGAGAGAGUGAGAACUUAUAAAUUGUUAAAGUUUAUAUGCACUCUUCAUUAUGAAAAGGGCUGAAACUUGUUUAUUCAGUCAAAUUUUUUCAGAACAAAAUGUUGUUGAUAUAUUUUUCUAAAGUUAAUAUCUUGAUGGUAGAAUACUGUAGUGAAAAAUCACAGAACAACUUCUGGGUGUAUCAAGGUUCAAAAUUGGCUCAUACAAAAAAUGGUAAAAUCAGUGUUUUAUCAUCUUUCCAGAAUAGUUGAUGCAGGUUUUCAGUGAACACUGUUAUUGACAGAAUUUGUUGACCACCAUUAUGUGGUUUUAUUAUUGACACACCAUUGUAGCAGUUUAUAUUGGCAUUGUCACAUGUGCAAAUGAAAAAAGAUGUUGAACCUAAUACCAGCUUUACUAGUAUGACAGCUGUUGCAACUCUACCAAGAUAGAGGCAUUUCUGACUACAGUAAGUCAUUGUUACUUUACAGUAAUGCCCUUGAAUAUUGCUGGUUGACUUAAGUACCUUUCCAUGCCUGAAAUAUUGUGAUAUGUGCACUAUUUGGAUGGUUAUAUUAUUAUUUUUCUCUUAGUUUUGAUUCAAAAAGAGUUUAUUGUAAUUACACAAGUACAGAAAAUUGUGUGGAAAAAAUCAAAACACGUUACAAGAGACAUUUUGUUUAGAUUUUUAUUGAAAUAUCCCAUUCUUUACUGUGUAAUUUGAUUUAUUUAUGAUUAAAACUGUUCUAUUAAUGCUGCUUGUAACAGUUUUUGCUUGUGGCAUAACAAGACAAUAUGGUGCAGACUACAGUUGGAAAAUUAUAGAAACCUUGUUGUUUUUCUGUUUGUUGUUAUAGGAAACUAAGAUUUAAUUUACCAUACAUUUAACUAGUACAUAGUCUUAUAUAACUAGGAAAAAAAAGUAAAUUCAAAAUUUAAGCUUACUGAAAAUUAUAUGUUGAUGAAUUGAAACUUUUGUAACUUUUAAACCAUGAAUAAUUGUUUACUUAACACACAUUUUGAUUUUAUGUAUCUUCUUCUUUGUGUACUCAUUCUGCUCCCGUGAUUUUUGCAGAGCUCCAAGUUUAACAAGGUUAUGAGGCUGCAAUAUUUUUUGUGUAAUUUAAAUAUGACUGCAUGAUCAAUGAUUGAUUGCAUAGUCAAAGAUGGAAUUUCUAGAUUUAGAAAAGCUAAGUCUAGGUCUAGUGUUACCCUAUUUAUAGCUUUGUUUCUUGUUACCCAACAAUCUGACAAGUCAAAAGACUUCUAAAGUGUAGAUGUAUUUGUUGUUAUUAUUAUAAAAGAAUAAAAAUGUUAAGUUGCCA